Acanthisitta chloris (rifleman) is the source of this 1409-nucleotide messenger RNA. Its product is annotated as fibroblast growth factor receptor 1-like. The transcript has 9 exons. Gene Ontology annotation, molecular function: fibroblast growth factor binding; fibroblast growth factor receptor activity; ATP binding. The annotation marks the transcript as partial. Lineage: Eukaryota; Metazoa; Chordata; Aves; Passeriformes; Acanthisittidae. The record is from RefSeq and is a predicted model, not a curated record. Gene Ontology annotation, cellular component: signaling receptor complex. Gene Ontology annotation, biological process: protein phosphorylation; positive regulation of cell differentiation; cell surface receptor protein tyrosine kinase signaling pathway.
CUAUUGAAGACACCCCAGCCAUGAUGACGUCCCCCCUCUACCUGGAGAUCGUCAUCUACUGCAUCGGGGCCUUCCUCAUCUCCUGCAUGGUGUUGACCAUCAUCAUUUACAAGUUGAAGAGCACCACCAAGAAGACAGACUUCAACAGCCAGCUGGCCGUGCACAAGCUGGCCAAGAGUAUCCCCCUGCGCAGACAGGUGUCAGCCGACUCCAGCUCCUCCAUGAACUCGGGCGUGAUGCUGGUGCGGCCCUCACGGCUCUCCUCCAGCGGCACCCCCAUGCUGGCUGGCGUCUCCGAGUAUGAGCUUCCCGAGGACCCGCGCUGGGAGCUGCCCCGGGACAGGCUGAUCCUGGGCAAGCCCCUGGGAGAAGGAUGCUUCGGGCAGGUCGUGCUGGCAGAAGCCAUCGGCCUCGACAAGGACAAGCCCAACCGCGUGACCAAGGUGGCGGUGAAGAUGCUCAAGUCCGAUGCCACAGAGAAGGACUUGUCCGACCUCAUCUCUGAGAUGGAGAUGAUGAAGAUGAUCGGCAAGCACAAGAACAUCAUCAACCUGCUGGGAGCCUGCACGCAGGACGGACCCCUCUAUGUGAUUGUGGAGUAUGCAAGCAAGGGCAACCUGCGGGAGUAUCUGCAAGCCCGGCGGCCCCCAGGCAUGGAGUACUGCUACAACCCCAGCCGUGUCCCUGAGGAGCAGCUCUCCUUCAAGGACCUUGUCUCCUGUGCUUACCAGGUGGCCCGGGGCAUGGAGUACCUGGCCUCCAAGAAGUGUAUCCACAGGGACCUGGCAGCCAGGAACGUCCUGGUGACAGAGGACAACGUGAUGAAGAUCGCUGACUUCGGGCUGGCCCGUGACAUCCACCACAUUGAUUACUACAAGAAGACGACGAACGGUCGCCUGCCAGUGAAGUGGAUGGCCCCCGAGGCUCUCUUCGACCGAAUCUACACCCACCAGAGCGACGUGUGGUCCUUUGGGGUGCUUCUCUGGGAGAUCUUCACACUGGGUGGGUCGCCCUACCCCGGAGUGCCUGUUGAGGAGCUCUUCAAGCUGCUGAAGGAAGGUCACAGGAUGGACAAGCCCAGCAACUGCACCAACGAGCUGUGAGUGCAGUGCUGGGACAGGGAAGAGGGGGGACACUGGCACCCCAAUACCCUUUGAGUGGGGGGACAGGCAGAUACUUGGAAGGAUGCCUGGUCCUCUCCUGAGCCCAUCCUCGGGCUUUGUCCCUCCCAGGAGUACCUGGACCUCUCCAUGCCGCUGGAUCAGUAUUCUCCCGGCUUCCCGGACACCCGCAGCUCCACCUGCUCCUCGGGAGAGGACUCUGUUUUUUCCCACGACCCGCUCCCGGACGAGCCGUGCCUUCCUAAGUUCCCCCCUCAGCACACCAACGGCGGACUGAAGCGACACUGA